CUCGCAGCACUUUGCGGCCGAAACCGUUCUUCUGUCCACCAAGAAUCUUGGAAGCAUGUCCCUCAUUGAGCUGUGGUUUUCUUUGCAGCAAUGGUCACUUCGUCCGUCGUGGCAGCUUUGGCCGUAGCGCCUAUUUUGCCGCCGACCUUACUAUUGCUCGCCCAAUUGUCACUCCGCUGCCUGGGCUGGUUUCUGCAGGCCGUGUCCAAGGACAGAAGGGCUGCUAUCAUCUCUCGAGUACAGCAUGAUAGAGAAGCCGCACUGGGACUCCAACAACAUCUCCAGCAAGAAGCUGAAGAUGGGUGGGAGAACAUUGAACAAGCGGGUAUGGCUGAGAAUGGCAAGCCCUCGCAAGAUGAAUGGGAAGGCAUAGUAGGAUUUUUCCACCCCUUUUGCAAUGCUGGAGGUGGCGGUGAGAGGGUGCUCUGGGCUGCCAUUGCUGCGACUCAGAAACGUUGGCCUAACGCCAUCUGCACUGUCUACACUGGCGACCAUGAUAUUGACCGGAGCGUCGUGGUAAACACAGUCAAGACUCGAUUUGGCAUCACCCUGCAAGAGCACUCUCUAGUUUUUUUAUAUUUGUCAAGACGUCGAUACGUCCUUGCGAGCACCUGGCCUCAAUUCACGUUACUUGGACAGUCUCUAGGAUCUCUAAUCCUUGCAUAUGAUGCAUUCCAGCUCCUUGUGCCCGAUAUCUUCAUCGACACGAUGGGGUACGCCUUUGCAGUGGCACUCUGCAAGUUCCUGUUCCCGAAAAUCCCAACAGCAGCGUACGUGCACUACCCGACGAUCUCUACCGACAUGCUGGAGAGUCUGGACGAUACGACUGGUACGCGAGGCAUACACUCCGGUGCUGGCGCGGGAUGGAGAGGCAAGGCUAAGCGAGCCUACUGGCAUGUCUUUGCAUGGCUUUACGGAUGGGUUGGUCGGCAAAUCGACGUGGUUAUGUGCAACUCAACCUGGACUCAGGGUCAUAUCAAAAAGCUUUGGGGCUCGAAACGUGCAUCCCCUUCGUUUGCAGCCAUCGUCUAUCCUCCUUGCCCGGUCGAGGAGUUGGAAUCGAAGAUUGAGGUGACUUGGAAAAGUGAGAGGCAAAGGGAGGACAUCGUCCUAUACAUUGCACAGUUUCGACCGGAGAAGAACCAUUCUCUCAUCCUGCGAGCUUUCGCGAAGUUUUAUCAUUCAGCCAAACACAAACCUAGAUUAGUCCUGAUCGGCUCGGUACGCAGCAACACCCCAGACGAGAAGCACAUAUACAAUCUACGACUCGAGGCGCGAGAGCUGAAGAUCAAGGACUCUACAACGUUCAUCUGCGAUGCACCUUUCUCGGUGAUUCUCGAAUAUCUUCAAAAGUCCAGCAUCACCACGAAUGGCAUGUAUUCAGAGCAUUUUGGCAUCGGAAAUGUCGAAGGACUUGCGGCAGGCCUCAUCCCUGUUGUCCACAACAGUGGUGGUCCAAAGCUGGACAUCGUAGUUCCCUACGAGGGCAAGCCCAUCGGCUUUCAUGCUGAGACUGACGAAGACUUUGCGGCGGCUUUCGCGCGUGUGGCCUCUCUUGAGCCUCAAGAGCGGUUCGCCAUGAGGGUCAGAGGUCGAGCAAGCACGAAGCGAUUCACGGAGGCGGUCUUUGCCAGAAAGUGGGUUGAGGAAAUGGAGACGCUUGUGAGAAUGAGUCUGACCAAGGGCUAGCAGGUCUGGCCUUGGUGGAGGAUUGUUGAGCAUGGCUGUUAUGACUUAGAAAGAUGAUACCCUUUGUUUUGGACAUUGUCAUUUUGUUCCGAUGUUGCCCUGAACCCCGUGUGGAAGACGGGUCGUUCCAGCCUGAAUUGCGCCUACACUGCGUAGAGCUUUGAUUGGAUCGUCUAACAUCUUUGGGUUCUUACAGGUCCUUUUGGAUGAAGCAAAAUGAAAGCCCG
This is a messenger RNA of Exophiala xenobiotica, 1916 nucleotides long. RefSeq lists its product as uncharacterized. NCBI's taxonomy places the organism in Eukaryota, Fungi, Ascomycota, Eurotiomycetes, Chaetothyriales, Herpotrichiellaceae. Bases 91 to 1689 code for a protein of 532 amino acids. Gene Ontology annotation, biological process: protein N-linked glycosylation. The transcript has 2 exons. Gene Ontology annotation, molecular function: GDP-Man:Man(3)GlcNAc(2)-PP-Dol alpha-1,2-mannosyltransferase activity. The record is from RefSeq and is a predicted model, not a curated record. Gene Ontology annotation, cellular component: endoplasmic reticulum membrane.